AUGCAAAGAGACACGAAUGCUGAAAUUGAAAAAAUUUCAAACAAUAUUCAUCAAUUGGCAGGAAAACAACAAGUAGAUAGUGUCUACUUGCUGCGACUAGAAAAUGCAUCGCUGCUAAACAUACCCCAACCAGAACGGUCAGACGUAAAGAAUUCUUCCAAGAAAUCUUUAAAUUUUUGGCAAGAAGAGAGAAAAGACUUAGUAGAAUCAGUAGAAUCAAAGGAAAAGCAGAAUUCUGUUGUUCCUCAAUCAUUACCAGAUUUUGUACGUUUUGUAUGCAACGUCAUUCAAUGCUGCAAGUCAUAUUCCUCACUUGGUUCUUUUAAAUUAAUACGAGUUACUUAUGAAGCAUCUCAAUUACUUAUUAUUCACGACUCUACUUAUGCUAUUGCCGUCAUAAAAUCAGAACCGGACAAGUGA
Molecule: messenger RNA, 420 nt
Organism: Schizosaccharomyces osmophilus
Lineage: Eukaryota; Fungi; Ascomycota; Schizosaccharomycetes; Schizosaccharomycetales; Schizosaccharomycetaceae
Gene: mug15
Product: Schizosaccharomyces specific protein Mug15
Exons: 2
Coding region: 1-420 (139 amino acids)
Source: RefSeq, a predicted model, not a curated record